UCUGGGUACCAUCAGAUUGCAAUUCGGCCCGAGGAUCAACACAAAACCGCAUUUCAGACCAGCCAACGUGCUGCAGCAGUUCUAGUGGUCCACAAUGAUGAGAGACGCGAAGCUGUACAUGGAGACUUGUCAGGUAUGUCAGAGAGACAAGCCACGUACACAGGCCCCUCUUGGGCUUCUGAAGCCCCUUCCGAUUCCAGAAAGGCCCGGUGAGAGCCUGUCUAUGGACUUCAUGGACACACUGGUCACCAGCAAGAGUGGAAUGCACUAUGUCUAUGUCAUUGUGGAUAGGUUUAGCGAGUAUGCUAGGUUAGUCGCUAUGCCUGCAACAGCCAAAACGGAGUAUGUGAUUAGACUGUUCAAAGAGAACUGGGUCAGGGACUUUGAGCUUCCUAAGUCUAUUGUUAGUGACAGGGAUGUCAGAUUCACAAGUGAAUUCUGGAAGGCCGCAGCUGCAGAACAGGGUUCACAGCUGCAGAUGACCUCCGGGAACCACCCAGAGGCAAAUGGCCAAGCAGAGCAACUGAAUCGCGCUGGACAACACCUGUUGUGGCACUACAUGAAGCCUAAUCAGGUGGACUGGGAUGAGAAACUUGCUCUCAUCGCCAGCCUGUACAACAACGCUGUGCACAGCGCCACUGGGGUGAGCCCUAACAGUCUGUUACUGACUUUUAAGCCUAGACUACCCCUUGACCUCCUAUUACCUGAGAACCAGCUGACUGCUGCACCUGUAUAUACGGUGUCACUGAGGGCCCAGCUUCAGGAUCCUGGAAAGAAACUCGUGGGGGCGGCUCAUUAUUGCAGAGACCCAGCUGUUGCAAGCAAUCGGUGUACUGCUGUUUCAUGGGUUCCGAAUUCGGAAGGGCUCUUCGUCUCGGCUCAUGCUGAUGGCAAUAUUUACGUUUAUGACAAGUUCGGGUAUCAAACGGAGAUGCCGGAAGCAACUAAGGAAGAGAAAAAUGCCUUUGUGAUUAAGAUGGCACCAGCGACAAACCAGGGAGAGAUGGACUCGUUGGUAGAAGAGAAGAGAAUCCAACUCAACAACAGGUUGGUGGCUGCAAAAAGGCAGGAAUAUUAUGAUAAAAAAAGGAUGAAGGAGGAGGGGGAGAGGUUGCAAGCACUGCUGAAGGAGCAAAAGGGAAAGCAAGCGGCAACAAAAGAAUGGUUAGCUCUCAUGACUGACACUCUCCUCAAUACUAACGAAGAGCUUGGUGCCCUCCAUCAAUCCAUUAGUAGACUGGAACUCCAUCAGGGAGAGUUUGAGGGAACCUGGAAUAACUUCAUGCGCACAGCCUCUCACCAGAUAGAUGACCGUAUCAUUGAGUACAUAAAACAGCUAGACAAGGCCCUCGUCAAAAAGAUAACCGACCCUGCCGUAGUAAGGAAGUUAAAGCUUAGUGGCGGGGGAGGAGAUGGAGGUGGUGAUGGUGAUGAUGGAAACAAAAAGAAGGCUCCCAAGAAGGAAGGGGACAGUGAAGCAGAGGAGUCCAGGCUAAAGAUGAGGGUGAAGCUGCCAUGGAUGUAUAACGGGAAGAAGGAAGAGAUCAUCUUCCACUGGGAGGCAGAUAUGGACACAUACUUACACGCAUAAAAGAUUCUGUAUUGGACCGCGUAUCAAUGGGAAGUUCAUGUAUGGUAGGGGACGUCGUUAGCUUUGCCAUCUCUUUGAUGAAAGAGGCUGGCUGCACUUCCAUGGUUCAAUACUCGCAGAGAACGCGUAUUGAGGAUUUCUUCAGGACCCUUAGAGAAAGAUUUGAAGAUAAAAACCUUACCCGUAG
Molecule: messenger RNA, 1778 nt
Organism: Chara braunii
Lineage: Eukaryota; Viridiplantae; Streptophyta; Charophyceae; Charales; Characeae
Source: the annotation of a GenBank genome assembly